Molecule: messenger RNA, 3611 nt
Organism: Neoarius graeffei (lesser salmon catfish)
Lineage: Eukaryota; Metazoa; Chordata; Actinopteri; Siluriformes; Ariidae
Gene: cpm
Product: carboxypeptidase M
Exons: 9
Coding region: 319-1590 (423 amino acids)
Biological process (GO): proteolysis
Cellular component (GO): cell surface
Molecular function (GO): zinc ion binding; metallocarboxypeptidase activity
Source: RefSeq, a predicted model, not a curated record
CUUUCCACAACAGGACUGCACAGUCUUGGGGAGGACGUGUCGGAACGGAGCGCGUGAGUUUACGGUAGCCUCGGCAGAACUGUGAAUGGGUGGUUUAUCUGAUCCUCACUGCCAGCCACACACACACAGCCAGCCCUACACACACACACUGCUCUGAGAGCAGCUGCGUAAUUACGCACACGCACUCCCUCGCUCUCUGGAGGAAGACUCGGGAAGUGAAGACCCUCUAAAACAUUCCCUGAAAUAAAGGAGCGCACUCAGUUUUGGAAAGAGAGGGAUAGAGAGCAAGCGCAGGAGGAGAAGGAGAGAACAGAUGCCAUGCUGCUGUCUGUGCUGUUCUGGUUUUGUCUUGCGGUGCCACUGGGCCAAGCGCUGGAGUUUCGAUACCACAGCACGACUCAGGUGGAACAAUAUCUCCACGAAAUCAGCAAAAACUACUCCAGCAUCACACACCUGCACAGCAUCGGCCUGUCUGUUGAAGGAAGAGAGCUUUGGGUGCUAAUACUGGGUCAACAUCCGAGAGAGCAUCGUGUCGGCAUUCCUGAAUUCAAAUACGUUGGUAACAUGCAUGGUAAUGAGGUGGUGGGGCGAGUCUUGCUGCUCCAGCUGAUCGAUUACUUGACCCGCAACUAUAUGAGCGACCCUUUCGUGACGAGCCUGAUGAACACCAUGCGCAUACACAUCCUGCCCUCGAUGAACCCAGAUGGCUUUGAGUCGUCAGGACGUGACUGCAUGUACUCACAGGGCAGGUUCAAUAAAAAUGGCAUGGACCUGAACCGGAACUUUCCGGAUGCAUUCUUGAGUAAUAGUGAACAGGUGAGAGAAAAGGAGGUGGAAGCAGUGAUGAAGUGGCUGAAGACAGAGCCGUUCGUCCUCUCUGCGAACCUCCAUGGAGGAGCAGUGGUGGCCAGCUACCCCUAUGACAACAGCAACGGAGGCAUUGAGCUGCAAGGGGACUCUAGCAUUACUCCAGAUAAUGAUGUGUUUGUCCACCUGGCCAAGACUUACUCAAUUAACCAUGCAAGCAUGCAAAAGGGAAGCAAGUGCUACGAUUCCAAGGAUUUCACUGACGGCAUCACGAAUGGCUACAGAUGGUAUCCACUAGAAGGUGGGAUGCAGGACUACAAUUAUGUUUGGGCUCAGUGUUUAGAGAUCACUCUUGAGCUGUCCUGCUGUAAGUUCCCUCCAGAACGUGACUUGCCAGGUCUGUGGGAGGCCAACAAGCUUGCACUGCUGGCCUACAUGCAACAAGUACAUUUAGGUGUAAAAGGUCAAGUGCUUGAUUCAAAUGGGAAGCCAGUCCAAAAUGCCUCAGUGGAGGUCCAGGGGAGGCGGAACCUUUGUCCAUUUAAGACAGAUCGCAAGGGAGAGUAUUACAGACUAUUGCUGUCAGGAAACUACACCAUCACGGCCAUGAAAGGAAAGCAACUGACUCUGAGUAUUGCAUUUAAAGAACUGCUUCAUCCUCAUCGGAGACGGGCCGUGCUUUGGGAGCUCAUGAUGGAAUGCGCUUUCUCCGAUUUUCCUCAGUGUCACUCUCACAGAGAAGCACACUCUAAAGAAAACCAAAACUUUGGACAGCUGAUAUAAAAGGCAUAAGUGCAAAAUGUUUCAGACCUGACACCUUCAACUGUAUCGUUACACACAAGAUUAACACUUAAACAUUCUUUUUGCUUGUUUGUUUGUUUGUUUGUUUGUUUUUUAAAAGAGUUUCUUUGAGAUCUUGUCAGUUUUGGCCUUAAAGGAAAAAGUCGAUCCUGAAUGACUUGCAUAUCAGUAUUUAUUCUAUCCACAUUCACUGGAUAUGAGCAAUCACACACUUUGGUUACUCUACUAUUAGGCUAUCAGCUCAUAAUACCGUGAGUAGAGAAAAACAAAAUGGCGGAGCGUGUUGCUGAACCAACCGAGGACGAAAUACAAACUCUACUCAAAACAAAACUCCAAAAAUGAUCAAGUAUUUAAAAGAAACAGAAAUGGCGAAAAGAAUAUUGUCCCCCCCCCAAAAAAAAAAAAAUAUAUAUAUAUAAUCUCCUGUUCCAUACUCCAGCCCAGUUGGUGGUGGUUAUGCAACUUUAAGUUGGUUUGCCAACCGUCAAAAACCCUAAAGAAGAAGUAGCAGUCAAAAAAAUACAAAAAAAAGAAAAAAUAUUUGAUAUGAAGAACGUAUUUUUUUUUUCAAGAAUUAUUAUUAUCGCAUUUUUCACAAAUUGCUCCUGUCAUUUCUUCGGUUUGUUUACAUUCUAAGUGGAAAUGAUUUUGUCACGUUUUGUAUAAAGUUUUUAUUUAUCGAAUUUGCAAAAAAUAAAAAUGCUCUGUUUCUCAAAAUCCAGUGACUGUAGAUAGAAUAAAACAGCUAUUCCACUCAAUCUCAUCAUACAUACCUCAUCAGCUAUCAGCCCAUGUACGACUUGAUUUCGUGGAAUAACUAUUAAAUAUAACAUGUGAUAGGUAGUCACAUCCAAGAUUUGAUUUAUAAUCAAAGUUUCUUUAGCUUUUCAUCAGCACUGCUCUAUUUUCAUUUUGGCUAAGUAUUUCCUGUGUUACCCACAAUGCCGUUCGCCUCCCCAUUGAUAGUGGUGUACUGUAACUGAGAAUUAGCCAAUGCUUCAUCUCUACAGUAUUGCAGCAGCACUUUAGUCUGUCUAGCUCUUGAACUUACUCAUCUGUUCUUGCUAAUACCAAGAUCCUUGAUCAAUACCAUCAUGUUGUCAUCUCACCGAUGUCUAACUGUUCAAGCCGAGUUGGUUGCUGUUCACAGCCUGUAUCUGCAUUGUAUUCUGGAACUCGAUGUCCAACUCCUGGGUAUAAUGUUUAUCCAUUAUGUUUGGGAGUGUUUUAAAAAAAAAAAAGUCUUAAACACCAUUUUAAGUGGACAAGCAACAUCCAUUUACGGUAGGACAUCAGAGCAGAACACAGCUGCGAACAAAAAUACAGCAAAAAAUUCAGACCAGAAAUGCUAUGCACAUCACAAAUAGUUCAAUCUGAGCAUGUUUAUUGAGUUAGAGUGGAUCUUUCCUUUCAGAAGUUUGUCAGCGUGGCCCCUGGAAUCAAUUCUAGACACAUGUCGCUCAGAGAACAUGCUUCUUUCAGUACAGUCAAAGCUCAGAUAUGUGACUUUUCCAGUGGUAACUUUAUUUGGUGAAAUGCAAGGUUUCACAACCAAGGUGAAUCCUUAAGGGCUGAACUGAUUUGCUAUUUCAACUAAAGUAUAAUCUCAUGUUUAUCAUCGACACAUGCGGUUUUAUUAAUUUUUAUCCUGUUAUUGUAUUUCUGUCAAUUAUGUUUUCUAUGAAGUCCAUUAUUUAGGAAAGUGGAUGUUCCAGAAUUUCAAGUUUUACGCAGGUAUUUUAUCAAGCCAUAAAUGCUGGUUUAUUUACUUAUCACAUUUAAACAUUUUAUUUCCUCUAAAUUGCUUCUGUUUGUUGGAAAUGUGUUCAGUUUCUGGUUCCAUAAACGCAAGAACUCAAACGGCUAUGCCAAAAACAGCUCUCUUCUCUUCUCUUCUGCCUUACCCUGGUCUCAUACUGGUACAUUGACUUUGUAGUGCCUUAAAUAAAAUUGUUACAUUUGUUUGUCUGUUGCCUUUAAAUAAACCAGAUUUUGGAAUCGUA